Messenger RNA from Oppiella nova, 612 nucleotides. The record is from the annotation of a GenBank genome assembly. Lineage: Eukaryota; Metazoa; Arthropoda; Arachnida; Sarcoptiformes; Oppiidae.
UGGAAGGCUAAACAUAAAUUUGAUGGCAAUAUUUAUGCUAUCAAAAUUGUAGAAUUAAAAGAAUUUGAUCAAAAUGAAAAAUCAAAAUUAUCAAAGGAAACUAAUAACUUAUCAAAAGUGGACUCAAUUUAUUGUGUAAAACUUUACGGAUAUUGGUUUGAUUCAAACUUUUAUUAUAUUCAAAUGGAGUUGUGUUCCGAUAGUCUUAAGAAUAUUCUCCGACACAAACCACAAGCGUUUGGACGACUAUCAGGAGAACCUCUAAAUUCAUACGAGUAUUUCAUUUCGUGUGAAAUAUUCCGAGAGAUCUUAGAAUGUGUUCAGUAUUUGCAUGCAUUGAAACCACAGAUCAUUCACAGAGACCUCAAACCAGAAAACAUAUUAAUAACAAUAAAUCCAGUUGAUGGUAGGCAUUUAAAGUUAGGUGAUUUUGGAUUGGCCACAAUUCAUGAUAAAAGCGUUAACAAAUUUACCGCAAACAAACUUACAUCUGGCGUUGGUACUCCUGGAUAUAUAGCCCCAGAAAUAUUAGGAGGCAAAGUCUACGAUCAAAAAUGUGAUAUUUAUAGUUUGGCUGUAAUUGGCGAAAAUGUCUUAUUCACAAUCAAAUCA